Pieris napi is the source of this 7291-nucleotide messenger RNA. RefSeq names its product Down syndrome cell adhesion molecule-like protein Dscam2 (gene Dscam4). The record is from RefSeq and is a predicted model, not a curated record. Gene Ontology annotation, cellular component: plasma membrane; axon. The transcript is spliced from 38 exons. Lineage: Eukaryota; Metazoa; Arthropoda; Insecta; Lepidoptera; Pieridae. Gene Ontology annotation, biological process: axon guidance; cell-cell adhesion. Bases 189 to 6080 code for a protein of 1963 amino acids. Gene Ontology annotation, molecular function: protein binding.
GUGCGGCAAGCUCUGCCCGUGCAAUGCUGCCCCGCCGGCCGUCACUCGGAACCCUCGCCUUAUAACGCUUUGCGAUUGAUUAUCGAAAAGAACAGCUGAUUGAACAUGUGCUCGACUACUACGUGAUACGUGAAUGUGCUAUUAACAGCAGUGGGUGUGUUACCGCGUGGAUAGAGGAAGUUGGAAAAAUGAGGCUCUGUACAUAUUUGCUGCUGAGUUUCUUGGUUGUGCGUGCAUCACCAGAACCUCGGAAGAUGAGCAUUCUGGAGCCGCAGCAUCAUGUCGAGUUCACCAAUGAUACUGGCGUGAUCCUUACCUGCUCCACGAGGGGAGCAUACCAGCUGGACUGGUUACUGGUGGACAAUACGCCAGUGACGUCAAUAGCGGGUCUUCGGCGGGUGUUGACUAAUGGUUCGCUCGAGUUCCCCCCAUUUCCGGCUAACCACUUCCGGCGUGACGUCCAUACCGCCACGUACCGGUGUCGGUUAAGGCUGAAGAGCGGCUUCGCUGUUCUAUCAAAAAACAUUCACGUUCACGCGGUGGUAAAUGCGCCAUGGGAGGUGCAUGUAUCAGAUGAGUACGUGAUGUCGGGCAACGCGGCUGUUCUCCGCUGCGUGGUGCCACCACAUUGCGCCGAACGCGUCGCCGCGACUGAGUGGUUCGCGGAUGACGACACCAGUGUGUUCCCUUACUUAGGUCCAAAUUAUGAGCGUCUAGAUGAUGGCUCACUAUAUAUAGCUGCGGUCAGCCCAGAUGAUCGCUACACCGUAUUCCGGUGUAGGGUACGGGAUAGAGUUACUGAUCACACCUACACUAGUCAAUAUUAUGGUCACGUUAUAGUAACAGAACCAAAGGGGCAAGUACGCCCGCGAGCAGCAGUUGAAAUGCGCUCGCGCAGAGUCCAAGUGGGGCAUGAUGUGCGGAUACCCUGCGCUGCGCAUGCGUGGCCAGUUCCUACUUUUAGAUGGUUCCGAGAGCACCAUGAACAAUUAAUACCAAUAGAAAAGUCGGGGCUAUGGCCCCGAACGAGGGCACUAGGUGGCCUGCUGCAUAUCAAGUCCGUGCAAAGAGAAGAUGGAGGCAGAUUCGUCUGUUGGCUGAACAAUACUGCUGGAACAGAGUCUGUGCAUUUCACACUACUUGUUACAGAACCUUUAUCCGUCCGAAUACGACCCGAUACAAUAAGACCGAAAUUAAACGCUGACAUAAGCAUGGAUUGUAAAAUCUCUGGACAUCCCAUUGAAGUCGUUUAUUGGAUACACGAUGGCAAAACCGUGAAGGACACAGACAGAAUCUGGGUAUCGGAAGACAGACUAAGAUUACAUAUCAAAAACACACAAAUAAACGACCAAGGAAUCUACCAAUGUUUCGCGAGUAAUACCAGAGAUCAAGCAUACGGCAUUGCGGAGGUUUUAAUAGAUGUGUCGGAGAACAAUCGCGGUGUCGGAAAUCGGUCCCGUCGAGCGCCAUACGCCCGCAGCACACACACACACGACGCCGACUGGAACUUCACGGGAAAUAGAGAAUCAAAACCGGAACUUGUUUACUGGUUUUCCGAACAGACCCUACAACCUGGUCCAAGCGUGUCCCUUAAGUGUGUGGCGAUGGGCCACCCACCACCUCAAUUCACCUGGACACUGGACGGGUUUCCUAUACCCACUAACUCUCGGUUCGUCGUAGGGCAACACGUGACGCUACAAGACGACGUAGUUAGCCAUCUCAACGUCAGCCGUGUGACAGAACAAGAUGGCGGCGAGUACGCGUGUGUUGCCGCCAACACGGCGGGAAAAGCAAGUCACGCCGCCCGAGUUAACGUCUAUGGUUUGCCCUAUAUUCGUGAGAUGCCGAAAGUGACAGCUGUCGCUGGCAGUGAUUUGAAUAUCAAAUGUCCUGUUGCUGGAUAUCCAAUUGAAGCGAUCACAUGGGAAAGAGAUGGCCAAACAUUGCCAUUGAACCGCCGUCAGAAAGUCUUUCCGAACGGCACAUUAAUCGUCGAACAGACACAGCGGGGCGAGGACGCCGGUACCUACACCUGUCAGGCCUCUAACAGACAACGUCAUGUUGCCAGACGGGAUGUGGAAGUUCAAAUAUUGGUUCAGCCAAAGAUAUUGCCCAUACAGCCUUUGACGAAUUUACUGAGGGAGGGAAUGCGGGCUGCUAUCUCAUGUCAGAUACUAGAGGGUGAUUUGCCGAUUGCCUUCCGAUGGGAGAAAAACGGGCAGGCGGUGACGUCAUCGCCGUACGCGCCCAGCGGGAUUAUUACUAGGCGAAUGGACGAGUACAGCGCCUCUCUUGUGAUUGAACACAUAACGUCACUUCAUAGCGGGAAUUACACAUGCAUCGCUUCUAAUGUCGCCGGCUCCGAGCGGUUCACUGUGCCGCUAACUGUUAAUGUUCCACCUCGCUGGAGGCUUGAGCCAAAUGACAUAGCGGUAGCAUCAGGUCAAGAUGUCACUCUACAAUGCCAAGCAGAUGGCUAUCCGAGGCCCAUUAUUACAUGGAAGAAAGCUGUUGGUAAUACACCGGGGGAAUACAAGGACUUCAUGUUUGAAGGCAGCUCGAGGGUUCUUGAGAAUGGUUCGCUGGUCUUCGAGCGAGUGGCCAAAGACAGUGAGGGGCAUUACCUUUGUGAAGCGAGAAACGACAUCGGAGCUGGGCUUAGCAAACUCAUAUUUCUCAAAGUUAAUGCCCCAGCCCGUUUUCCAAUGAAGAGUAAGACGGUCCAGGUGACAGCCGGAGAAGCUGCUCAUCUGCAAUGCGCUGCUUCGGGUGACGCGCCCCUGGAGCUCACAUGGCGAAGCCCUCAUCAUCAUACAAUCGCCCACCAUUUGGAUCAAAGAUACACAAUACGUGAACAAGUCCUGGACGAUGGACUGGUGUCGGAGCUGAGUAUAUUACAGACAUACAGACAAGACACAGGUGCCCUCACUUGUCGAGCAUCCAAUGCGUACGGGCAGGACGAAAUGCUCAUACACCUAGUCGUACAAGAGGUACCAGAAAUGCCAAAGAACAUAAGGAUAAUAGACCAACAGUCAAGGUCCAUACAAAUAUCGUGGACGCAGCCAUAUGCCGGCAACAGUCCUAUUAUAAACUACAUUCUACAAUAUAAAGAAGCUCCAGAACCUUGGCCCACGACGCCUCAAAAAGUAAUAGUUCCUGGUAGCGUGACGUCAGCAAGUGUACAAAAUCUUCAACCAGCCACCUCCUACCACUUAAGGAUUAUCGCUGAGAAUCGCCUGGGCCAGAGCGAACCAAGUCUAUUGGUACAAGUGACUACUACAGAAGAAGUUCCCAGCGGUUCACCUAUAGAUGUCCGCGUGGAGGCAAAAAGCUCUACGGAACUAAUCGUCACUUGGGAUCCACCCCAAAAGGACUUGUGGAAUGGGAACAUUCUUGGAUAUUACGUGGGAUUUCAAGAGCUCAAUAACAACAGUACAAUACUGAGCGCUAGUGGGCCGGGCGGUGCGUCGUACACAGUUCGUACUGUUGAAGGCACGGGCAGUGCACGAGCUCGUACCACGUUAUCCGGUCUUCAGAAGCACACGCCGUACGCUGUUGUGGUACAGGCGUAUAAUAGUAGAGGGGCGGGUCCCGCCUCGCCCCCAACCACUGCUACUACUAUGGAAGAUGUACCGAGUCUUCCCCCCGGCUCAUUGACGUGUUCCGCUCUGAGCUCUCAGUCCGUACGAGUGAAUUGGGAACCUCCGCCGAUGCGAGGGCGGAAUGGAGUGUUACAGGGUUUCAGGGUGACAUAUGCGCCUGUCACCGAUUGGUAUGGGAGCGAAGAUGCUGUAACGAAGCAGAUAUCAGGCCUGCACACAACACUGUCAGGGUUGCGUCGAUAUACGAACUAUUCCGUUACUGUGUGUGCGUUUACUGCGGCAGGGGAUGGUGUGAGAGCCGCCCCUGUUUACUGCCAUACCGAGGAAGAUGUGCCAUCAGCACCAGCCGAUAUAAAAGCCGCAGUGUCAUCGAGGAACAAGAUUCUUGUGUCGUGGCUUCCACCUGCCUCACCCAAUGGCGUACUGGUGGGCUACACUCUGUAUAUGAGUGUUAUUGAAGACGGGAGAGAAGAGGGUACCCAUAAACGCAUGUUAUCUCCAAGUACCCUCACACAUGAGACGUCUCGAUCCCCAUCUCGAGCCACGCAUCAGUUCUGGGUCUCCGCUUCCACGAGACUUGGGGAAGGAGACACGACUAGGGUCGUCACUGUGCUGCCCUCUGACUCUGUGCCAGCGCGAAUAACAUCGUUCAGCCGUAGUAUCGUAACACCGUGGAAGGAGAACAUUUCCCUGUCAUGCAAUAAAGUGGGUAUUCCCACACCUUCAACCACUUGGAGUAUGAACGGCGCCAUAUUGGAAUCUACUUUACGCAAGAAUGUUACAAGUGACGGGACGCUUAUUAUAAGCAUGACCCAGUAUGCGGACAGCGGUAACUACACAUGCCUGGUGGAGAACCAACAUGGCCACGAUGACGUCACCUACAUAGUGGAGGUGAAAGUCCCCCCGCAGCCUCCAGUGCUAGCUGUGGUGGACUCCUAUGCUGACUCCCUACAUCUUCAGUGGAGCGACCAGGGCGACGGCGGCAGUCCUAUUUUAGGAUACGUAAUAAAUUACAAACGGGAACACGGCGAUUGGGAGGAGCUUCAAGUGGAAGCUGGUACUUCGGAACACGUCCUUCCAAACCUCUGGUGCGGCACUCGGUACCAGCUUUACAUCACCGCCUUUAAUCGCAUCGGGACUGGUCUGCCGUGCGAUAUCGUACAUGCUUAUACUAAGGGCACCGUUCCAGUAAAGCCCAAGCAUUCACAAAUGAUAACAUUGAAUACCACAACUGUAACGGUAUGGCUCGACUCUUGGGGAGAUGGCGGUUGUGGGAUAUUGUACUUUGUCAUAGAGUACAGAGAAGUCAGCCAAACUCAGUGGCGCUUAGUAUCGAACAGCGUGCAAGCAACAGAGCGGGUGUUCAGCGUGACCGGACUCUCUCCAGCCACGCAUUACCAACUUCGGAUAACAGCUCAUAACAACGCCGGACACGCCCUCGCUCUUUACAACUUUACCACUCACUCACUCAGCGGUAUGUUGGAAGGAGAGAUAUCUCCAGCGGUACCGGCUGCAGGAGCGAGGUCUUUGGGAGGUGCAAGAGUCAUACUGCCUGCAGCGCUGUCUCUUCUAGUUUUGGCUGCCCUCAUUGCAAUUGUGCUACUUGUUAGAAGAAAUAAGACGAGUGGUACAGAGACAGCAGUGACAGAGAGCGGAGCAGGCGAAUCGCCGUCUGUCGCGCAGCUUCAGAACAAAGUCAAUCGCGACCAGCAGUAUUUGGCUGCGCGUGCGCAUCUUCCAAACCCGACGCAUCACUAUAAACACGCAUCCAAUGAAUACAUAGAAGACAUCUGCCCAUACGCAACAUUCCAGUUGACCAAACCGAGUGCGUAUAGCGAGAGCAGCUACAGCGGCAACGUCUACAGUGGCCCUUACCACUCCGUGAGGGGCUCUUUUGUCUACCACGAUGUUAAAAAGAAUGAUAAAUAUAAGGGAAAAGAACCAGAAUACACGAAAGUGAGAAGAAAAGGGAACAGACUCCGUGACCCGCUGUCCGAGAGCCAAGAGUCGGACAACUUGGGGUCGACGGAUUCGGAGGUGAAGAAGAUACUAACGCUGCACCUGCCCAUUACAGAGUACGAGGACGAUGUCAGCGACGACGCGAGCGCCCCGCACUCGGACAGCGAACGCGCCGCGCCGCUCAGGCCUGCGCCGCCACCCACAUAUCCGACAGUUGAGCGUGGAGAGUCAUCGUCGUCAUCAGAGAACUCGGUGGCGGGCGUGGUCCGGAAGGCGUUUCCCUCGCGAAAGGGGAAGGCUGGUGUUGGCAAACGGCACGUGAGGUCUUCCAGCGGUUACAGCAGCCACAACGACGAGACCACCUUCAGUAUCUCGAACUACCCGUCAUUCAACGAUCACAUCCACCCUCCGUCCCGGUUCUCAGACGACACGGAGUGCGAGGGUCACCCCCGGGACAGACGCAAGCGACACGGGCACGACUCCAAGGUCUCCAGGGAAGCCUUUCAAAUCAAUGUCUGAGGGCCCAUAAGGGGGACUAAAUUAACUACUAAAAACUAAAAUCCCAAGACAGUCCCCCAAGGGUCCAAGUGAGUUAUCGAAGUUUAAUGGCUUGGAUUUAAGGAGUUAGAAAUAAAAACUAAUUAGUCCAUACAAGAGAAACAUACAUAAAAUCCGAAAUAGGAGACGCAAAACACUUUUAAAUACAAAAAAAGUACUAAGUAAGUUUUUAAAGUACUUUAAAAUUGUAAAAUGUUAAAUCCAUUUAAACAACUAAAAUUAAUAAAUUAAUCCAAUUAAAAUAAAUAAAAUGCUAUUACAAUUUGAAAGAAUUCAUGGCCGUGGUACUUUCGGCAUUGUUACUUAAAAAGCUCUUAGCACAUAAGUUUCAAUUUGUGUCAUAUAUAUGUGUCGUAUCUUGACGAUUGUUGGUAGAUCUACAAGUCUAUUCGAACGAUCUAUUGUCACGUGGACCCAGUACCCAAUACCCAUAACUCGCUGCACGAGUGUUCCUUACGAAAAUUAAUUGUAACCAUUUGUUUAUAAUGGAACUGUGAACUAUAAAAUACCCCGGCCUAUUGAUUAGAAGAAGUAUUUUAAUAAAAUAAUUAUUCGCUUGGAACCCCGCAAUGUUGCCAAAAUAUCUGUACAUAAUAUGUCGUGUAGAUAGAUAGGUUUAGCCAAUAACUAGUGCCAUGUAACACAAUAAACAGUUUUGUACUAUGUACUCUUUGGGAUAUUCAAAGUUUAUGAAUAUUAUGAAUGUAUUAAAAUUUAUUCGUAAUUUCGAUUGCGAGUUCAACAGAGCUUUUACGUCAUUUCUAACCUAACAAAAGAGGGUCUGUAGCUCUAUGGUUUUGUCUGCAUAGUGACACGUUGAAUAGAGAUAAAACAUUGUAUUUUGUUGUUAUUGAAGUAUUUGACAGCUCUGUUUCACUCGCUUGUGUUGAAAACUAUCAGAUUGGGGCUCUUAAGCCGUGUAAAUAACUGUUGUAUUAAAUGUAUUGACGAGUAUCGAAUAUUAUAACUAAGAAGAACAAUAAUUAAAAGUAAAUAUAUAUUUUAAACUUAAUGCCUUAUUGACCAAAGUCUUAAAACUAGUUACGAUGUAAUGAAAGGUUAUAUCCAUAUAAAGUAUGACUUGUUUGAUUCUUGUAAAUUUUAUGGAAACCUGAGUUUUCAUUAAUACGCUACAUAACUUCGAAUGUUGAGAUAACGAACUAUAUAACACA